Molecule: messenger RNA, 1098 nt
Organism: Drosophila busckii
Lineage: Eukaryota; Metazoa; Arthropoda; Insecta; Diptera; Drosophilidae
Product: transcription factor Ouib
Exons: 4
Coding region: 48-1049 (333 amino acids)
Biological process (GO): regulation of transcription by RNA polymerase II
Cellular component (GO): nucleus
Molecular function (GO): DNA-binding transcription factor activity, RNA polymerase II-specific; RNA polymerase II transcription regulatory region sequence-specific DNA binding; zinc ion binding
Source: RefSeq, a predicted model, not a curated record
AAAAGCGACAUAAACAAAAGACAAAAUAAAAUUACUUAUUUAUAAUAAUGGAUCAGGAUUUGCUAGACGUGUGUCGGGUUUGUGCAAAUAAAAUAAAGGAUAAAAAGCGUCAGCGUCAUAUAUUUAGCUAUAUGAGAGGCAAACUAAAUCAAAACCUGAAGUUGAUUACAGGCGUGGAGUUAACGCCUGAGGAAUACCUACCCAGCUACAUUUGUGAGCGCUGCAACUCUGAGUUGGAAUUUGCCAUGAAGUUUCGUGAGCGCUGCAUAUUUUCGCAAAAGUAUUUAAGAGACAUGAUAGACAGGGAGCACUGCGAAAAAGUUGCAGGAAAAGCACCAGAUGAACUUUCAGAGGACCUCAUCGAUGAGGAUCAAUUGGAGUACAUGCAAGACGAUUAUCAGACACUAAAUGACAAUGAGGAGGAGGAGGAUGCUUCCUUUGAAUACAGCGAAUCCAUCGAUGACAACUCACAAGAUGCUAAACCAUACCAAGUAGAGAAUAUAGAUUAUGCAGCACAGGAGCAAAGUCGUAGAGCUAAACGACAUUUAGUACUGCUAAAAGAAAGUCGCCCAAAGCGUGCACGCAAUUUUUUUAUUUGCGAAGAAUGUGGACAGUUUUUUAUUACUGAGGACAAGUAUACGAAGCAUUUGGAAGGUCACAUUGAGCUGAAGGAAUCAGUUGACUUCUUCCCAUGCGGUAAAUGUACAGCCACCUUUCCAUCAAGGUCAUUGCUGAAAACGCAUCGCCGGGAAGAACACAGCAUCCCUCAGUUUAAAUGCACCAUCUGCGAUGAAGUAUUUCUAGAGUACUGCGCCAAGCAGCGUCAUGAGAAAGCACAUGUAAAUGAGCGUCCAUACCCUUGUCUGGAGUGCGGUGACAUGUUUCAAAAGGUCACAGAGCUGCGUGCACAUUUUGAAAUACACGCUGAGCGCAAACUAAGAUGCGAGCCUUGCGAUAAGGACUUUAAAACUCGAAAACUGCUAGAGACACAUUUAAACACAAAACUGCACAAGCGCAUGCAAAGCAAUUACGAAUUAUUGUAUGAUUGAGUGGAGCAGAGCUCGUAUCGCUGUAAUUAAACGGUAAUGGUGCAAUGCA